AUGGCGUGCCGAAAAAGAACCAUCAGAGAAGUGGCUUCAUCCCAUAAUUCCUUCAAGCAAGAGGCAGAAUCAGCAGAAAACAGCGAUUUUGCUCGACCUAGCAAUGGUGACGGCAAACCAGAAGACAGUUGCAAAAAGCAUUGUGUAGCCAUCAACCGUGAACACUCUUCAGCAUUAUUUACACCGUCUUCCAUGAUUCUAUCACCCGACGCUGUCAAGGAAGCUGGACUGAAGAUUCUACUGGAAACCGAACGGUUAGUGAAUCCUCAGCAUCAGUCUGACAUUGCCCGUAACGAAGAUGAUGGCAAUGAUGAGCAUGAGGGUGAGAACGAUGCUAACAAUGAUACCAGCAGCAACAAGACAAGACAGGUGGCAGCUGGUGCUUCCCUGAAUCUCCCCUUGGUCCCAGAUCAGUUCAGUCCCCACAAAGCUUGGAGCGAACAAACAGCAAAGUGGUCCUACGAUGUCUUGGAUCACUUGCAAC
Molecule: messenger RNA, 484 nt
Organism: Cylindrotheca closterium
Lineage: Eukaryota; Bacillariophyta; Bacillariophyceae; Bacillariales; Bacillariaceae
Source: the annotation of a GenBank genome assembly